This is a messenger RNA of Pyrus x bretschneideri (Chinese white pear), 850 nucleotides long. RefSeq lists its product as uncharacterized. NCBI's taxonomy places the organism in Eukaryota, Viridiplantae, Streptophyta, Magnoliopsida, Rosales, Rosaceae. Gene Ontology annotation, molecular function: protein binding. Bases 311 to 631 code for a protein of 106 amino acids. The transcript has 5 exons. The record is from RefSeq and is a predicted model, not a curated record.
CAGCGAUUUAACCGGGCCGCCACUUUCUCUCUCCUCAGUCCUCCCUCGUACCUUAACACCCACGCUCAGUUCCAAGCAGUCAUGAAUCGCCGUGUCCCCUAAAAAAAUACCUGCCUCGCAGUUUCCGCUCCCCACUUCUUAAAAACUGUUUUCGAAUCUGAUUUUUUCACUUUAACAACACAAAAGGCUGUACCAAGUCGCCAAAACGACGUCGCAGGGUCUAGUGACCUCUCCCCCAAAGCAAACGAGGCCCACCUCGCCGACAACGCAGAAAUUGUCGAAGCGGCCGCGGUUGUCGAAGGGGAAGGAGAUGGAGUCUGAAAGCAGCUCAGUGAACGCGAACAGCAGCAGCAACGAACACCGCGUGCCGCUCUCCGCCGUCGUGUCCGACUGCAUAAAGCGGUGGUUCAAGGACACGCUUAAGGAGGCCAAAGCCGGCGAUAUUAACAUGCAGGUUUUGGUGGGCCAGAUGUAUUACAACGGCUAUGGCGUCGCCAGAGAUGCCCACAUGGGAAGAGUAUGGAUUACAAGAGCGUCGAGGACGCGAUCUUCAGCUUGGAAAGUUGGUGAUAAGCAGCCAGGUUAUAAUGCAAGUGAUUCAGAUUCAGAUGAACUGAAGUGUGAUUCUUAGCACGACUAAGUUAGCCUUCACGCCCGAUCAAAUUUUGAGCUGGAUGUCGUAGGCUGUGCUUGGAGUCGUGCUGACCCUCGCCCGCCAUGGAUGUGCCUGUAACAAGUUUCGUACUUUCUUCCCUCAUCUUUGGUUUUUUUUUCCUGGACCUAUCAAUGUACCCAAACUUUUAUUUUCAUGGGAAAACAAUUAUUUGUUAAAUGCACUUUCAUCUCUAAA